Molecule: messenger RNA, 693 nt
Organism: Capsella rubella
Lineage: Eukaryota; Viridiplantae; Streptophyta; Magnoliopsida; Brassicales; Brassicaceae
Product: heavy metal-associated isoprenylated plant protein 45
Exons: 3
Coding region: 51-572 (173 amino acids)
Molecular function (GO): metal ion binding
Source: RefSeq, a predicted model, not a curated record
GAUUUUAAAAACAAAACGUGAGGCUAGUCCGGAAAAACAUAAUUAAGACAAUGUUUGAUUGGAUACAUGGAAACUCUCGUUUACCAAUCUCCCUAUCUAUUGUGGAGCUUUUGGUAGACAUGGAUUGUCAAGGAUGUGAAAAGAAGGUUCGAAGAGCCAUUUCCAAACUCGAUGGUGUGGAUACGGUAGAGAUAGACGUGGAUCGACAAAAAGUGACGGUCACUGGUUACGUCGAUCGGGAAGAUGUUCUAAAGAUGGUGAAACGAACGGGACGAACAGCUGAGUUCUGGCCAUUUCCUUACAAUGGAUACUAUGGUGAUUAUUAUACAUAUCCUUCUCAGCGUUUGGAACAAUCGGAUCAGAAGAUAUACGAUCGUCAUCAGGCAGAGCAUAGUUUUUCAUCAUAUGGUGGAAAGUAUGAUUAUUAUGACGACGAACUUCAAAAUAUAAACAACUCUGCAUCUAUCCAUAGUUAUUAUCCUCGUCCAUCCCGAAGAGUUCAACCUACGAUUGAUGAAAACGCUCUUCAUCUUUUUAGCGAUGAUAAUGUACAUGCUUGUACUGUCAUGUGAUUUUGUAUAAUUUCUUACGUGCGAUUUGUACCAUUCUUUCAUUCAUCUAUUUAUUUAUUCAUUUCGUUAAUGUACCAAAAGUAUUAUAGUACUUUUUUUUUUUGUCUUAAAUGUAAAAGCU